Messenger RNA from Pseudovirgaria hyperparasitica, 1177 nucleotides. RefSeq lists its product as uncharacterized. Bases 349 to 984 code for a protein of 211 amino acids. The transcript has a single exon. Gene Ontology annotation, molecular function: DNA binding. The record is from RefSeq and is a predicted model, not a curated record. Lineage: Eukaryota; Fungi; Ascomycota; Dothideomycetes; Acrospermales; Acrospermaceae.
GACAGAGAUCGCUAAUGGAGAUGCAGUUUUUCAGUACGUCUUUCAACUACCUCAUGAACUUCGUCAUCGAGUUGUAGCCGAGGCGAAAGAGAAGUUCUGGUAUGUUGCAUGGGACCAUACAACUGGUUUCGUCAGGAUGACUUCGUUCUUCAAAGCAUUAGGCCACUCCAAGGUGCGUACAUGGCUUUGCUGAGUUGGAACAGUCCCAUGCCAACACUUUCCCUAGACAGUACCUAAGAGAAUGCUUACUCUCAACAACAUCGAUGACUAUGCAUUUAAUGUUACUGGUGGAAGUAUUCCCGCACAGGGUCAGUCAGUUGAUCUGUCGUGUACCUGUGGUGUUUACUCAUGCUCUCAGGUUACUGGGUUCCGUUCGAAGCAGCCAAGGCAGCGGCGGCGACAUUCUGUUAUGACAUCAGAUACGCCCUGACCCCAGUGUUUGGGAAAGACUUUAUAUCUCUCUGCAUACCGCCUGGGCAUAAAUGCUUUGCGAACUUCCUCAUUCCCCAAGCGAUCGUCGAUAUUUGCAUCGCUCAAGCCAAGAAAUGGGAAAAUACAGAUGACAAUGCUGCUUCUCCUCAGAGAGCAUAUGCUCUGCAAUCGUCGAGAUCUUCCUCCGUGCGAAGGUCCGCUCGAAUGCGCCAGCAGACACCACGCCAUACACAAAGCGGAGUGAAUGAUGCAGAUAUGUGUCCGCCGGUGACUCCUGAAGUGCACCAUGCGAUUGGAGGACGUUCUCGAGAAUCCACAGACGGAAUGUCAUCUACUGUGAACACACGGACCCAGUCAGAGUACUGUGUAUCAGAGAUCGAAGCUAUAUGGGGAUUGAUAGAAUGCCAGCGAGAGGGCGUGAACAGUUCUGCGGCAGACGUUCCGAGGACAAGGCACUGGAAUACCCACCAAGCUGCAGAAGCUCUGAUGCAGCUGAAAGGAGAUUCCUGGCAUGAUCAGACUUUUUCGGCAAGUGGAACAAAUGCAUCAUAGGCGGUAGCAGGGUCCCGGCAAUGCUGGUUUGGUCGGUCGGCGAGUAUACCUCUGUCGAGCGGUAAACUGUAUGUCGAGAGAUUGUAAAUACAGAUGUAAGCCUGCCAAAUCGACUGACGAAUCCUGCCAUCCUUUGCUCUUUGAUGAACAUGUGAUCUGAUCUGAUCAUGAGUAUGUUAGUAGGUCGCAUUUA